CAUUUGUCAUAGUGACUGGCAUGGUUUGUUUUUAUUAAAAAAGAAUGUAUUUUAAAAAAGAAUAAAUUAAUUAAUUUUAGUAAAAUAAGAGGCCCGUACAGAAGUACCUGUAAAGUGACUGCAGCAUAAAGUACCCUGGACUAAAAGACUACAGCUAAAGCUAGCCUCACAGGUCUUAUAAAAAUGAUCGACGAGAGUAUAAAUAUUUCUGCUAAAACUUGGACACGAGAAGUGGAAAGCGUUAACAAGGUUGGCUAUUCCGAUGGUGUUGUUGAUGGACAAAACGCAUCAUUCCAAAGUAGUUUUGAUUCUGGUUACAGUCAAGGACUCACAUUUGGUCUAGAUGUGGGAUACAAGUUGGCCAUAGAACAAAAAUCAAAGAGCCUGGGUGAUAAAGAAAAACUUAAAUAUCCAGUUAACAUGAAUUGCCAAAUUUGCUUGGACAAAUCACAAAUUUCAGAAAAUGUUAUAAGGAUAAAUAAUUUACAAGUAAUGAAAAAUGAAGAAAACCUGAAAGAAAAUAAUAGUCAGUGAUCGUUAUGAAGAAUCAUAAUUUCCUUAUCCCACUUAAGUAGGGUCUUAUAUUCAUAAGAAGUGUUGGUAAUUUAGGUGGUCUAAGUGAAUAAUAACUGGAUAUGGUAGGGGAGCCCUCUAUAUCAAGUAGUUAUGUAAAAUAUGCAUUUUUGGAUAUAAAACACAAACAUACAACCAAACAUGAAAACUAAAAAUGUUUAAAGAAAAAAUACAUUUAAUUUUUAAUUUAUUAUUAAACUAAAGACUUAUUAUGUAAAAUAUUCCAUAUUAA
Bicyclus anynana (squinting bush brown) is the source of this 805-nucleotide messenger RNA. RefSeq lists its product as uncharacterized. Bases 184 to 534 code for a protein of 116 amino acids. The transcript is spliced from 3 exons. NCBI's taxonomy places the organism in Eukaryota, Metazoa, Arthropoda, Insecta, Lepidoptera, Nymphalidae. The record is from RefSeq and is a predicted model, not a curated record.